Molecule: messenger RNA, 2937 nt
Organism: Drosophila nasuta
Lineage: Eukaryota; Metazoa; Arthropoda; Insecta; Diptera; Drosophilidae
Gene: abd-A
Product: abdominal A
Exons: 5
Coding region: 64-1716 (550 amino acids)
Biological process (GO): anterior/posterior pattern specification; negative regulation of transcription by RNA polymerase II
Cellular component (GO): nucleus
Molecular function (GO): DNA-binding transcription factor activity, RNA polymerase II-specific; RNA polymerase II cis-regulatory region sequence-specific DNA binding
Source: RefSeq, a predicted model, not a curated record
AACAUCAAAUCCAAUCAAAAACAGACUCCAAGGCAAAUUCUCGGCUAGAGAAAAAUAUGUGCAAUGUCAAAAUUUGUUUUCGAUAGUAUGCUGCCAAAGUACCCACAGUUUCAGCCAUUUAUCAGUUCGCACUUAACCUCAACCUCCCCAAAUUCGUCAUCAGCAGCAGUUGCCGCCGCACUUGCCGCCGCCGCCGCCUCAGCAUCCAACGCCGUCUCGUCGCCUGUGAUCCAUCCGGGCAACAGCGCCAACAGCAGUCUCAGCAGCCACAGCGGCCAUCUGCAAUCCUCGUCGCUGUCGCCAAGCUCCAGUGCUCUGCAACUGGGCAGCCAAUUGAGCCAACAGCACUUGAGUCAAUCCUCCAACUCACCGGUCUCCUCCUCAUCGCCCUCAUCAUCCACACAACAACAACAGCAGCAGCAACAGCAACAGCAGCAACAACAGCAGCAGCAGCAACAGCAAUCACAGUACUCAUCACUAUCCGCCGCACUGCAUCUGCAGCAGCAGCAGCACAUCAAUAAGUUAGCCGCCGCCGCAGCUGCGGUCAGCUCGCAAGGAUCCGUCUCUGGCCUUGGUGGUCAUCAAUCCCUGGGUCACGCCCAUCAGCAGUUGCUGCUAACGCCUCCAUCGGCGGGCAACUCACAGACCGGCGACAGCAGCAGCUCGCCUUCGCCAGCGGCCAGUUCCCCAUUUGCCAUACCCACCAGCAAGAUGUAUCCAUACGUGUCAAAUCACCCCACCAGCCACGGUGGCCUCUCCGGCAUGCCCGGCUUCUCAGGCCUCGAAGACAAAUCCUGCAGCAGGUACACAGACACCGUGAUGAACAGCUAUCAGUCGAUGAGCGUACCUGCCUCGGCAUCCGCCAGCUUUGCCCAAUUCUAUCAGCAUGCGGCUGCCGCCUCGGCGGUAUCGGCGGCCAGCGCAGGAGCCAUUGGCGUCGACUCACUGGGCAAUGCCUGCACACAGCCCGCAUCCGGCGUGGUGCCCGGAGCCGGAGGUGCCGGCCAAGGUAUUGCGGAUCUGCCGCGCUAUCCCUGGAUGACGCUCACAGAUUGGAUGGGAAGUCCCUUUGAGCGUGUCGUUUGUGGCGAUUUCAAUGGCCCCAAUGGAUGUCCGCGUCGUCGCGGUCGACAGACUUACACCCGCUUCCAGACACUGGAGCUGGAGAAGGAGUUCCACUUCAACCAUUAUUUGACGCGACGGCGGCGCAUUGAAAUCGCGCACGCACUUUGCCUAACCGAACGCCAGAUCAAGAUCUGGUUCCAGAAUCGACGCAUGAAAUUGAAGAAGGAACUGCGCGCGGUUAAAGAGAUCAACGAGCAGGCGCGACGUGAUCGUGAGGAGCAGGAGAAAAUGAAGGCCCAGGAGACGAUGAAAUCCGCCCAGCAGAACAAGCAAGUGCAGCAGCAACAGCAGCAGCAGCAACAGCAACAACAGCAACAACAACAGCAGCAACAGCAGCACCAACAGCAGCAGCAACAACAACAGGAUCAUCAUUCGAUCAUUGCACACAAUCCGGGCCAUUUGCAUCACUCCGUUGUCGGUCAGAAUGAUCUCAAGCUUGGCCUGGGCAUGGGAGCCGGUGUCGGCGUUGGCAUUGGCUCCGGCAUUGGCCCUGGGCUGGGCGCUGGUCUUGGUGGAAACCUGGGCAUGAUGAGUGCUCUCGAUAAGAGCAAUCAUGAUCUGCUCAAGGCGGUCAGUAAGGUCAAUUCCUAAAUUACCCAGUGGAAGCGUCCCUUAGCUAUCAUAAUAAUCAUCACCGUCGCCAUCGUCAUCACCAUCAAAAAAUAAACAAAUCACACAAAAAUACAACCAAAACAACGCCACCACCAACCACCAUCCACCAACCACCGUCGUCGUCGUAAACGUAAACGUAAACGUUAUCGUAAUCGCAAUCACAAUUGUAAUCGCAAUUGCAAUUGUAAUCGUCAUCGUCAUCGUCGUCGCUUGAUGCCUUGAGUUUGGCGUUUUUUCGUCUCUUCUGUGUAAUGCGAAAAGCAAAGCAAAACAAAACAAAAACAAAACAAAAGUUGAUAACUUAAAUACGUAAAGUUUUACAUAGUAAAUAGUUGUUUAAGUCUAUUUCUAACACACACACACACACACACAUGCAAGAUCAAUAACUGUGCACAGUGGAAAACAAGCGAUUUGUUUGAUCAAAUUGUCGAACUGCAAGGCUUUAAUUAACUUUAUAUUCUCAUUCACUUAACUUUUCUUUAAGUUUUCCCCAUUGCAUUUCGAUAUUGAGCUAGAGUCUAUUUGAUAGACUCCACAUUUGCCCCACUGUGCACAGCAUAAUAACUGAUAAAUAAUGAAUCUCUUGAUCUACACACACACAUACAUAUAUAUAGAGAGAAUAGCUAUAAUUGCUUAAGUAGUGCUAUCGAGAGCCAAAAUAGCUGAGUGGAAAUGAGCGAUAUUUGAUAGUCAAAUAGUCGAAGAAUAGUCAGAUAGUCAGAGAUAAACCCCGUGACUUUGCACACGCCCAGUGACAAAUGGCAACGGAGUAAAAUUGAAAAACAAUUGAAACACAGAAAACUAUUUGCGACUGCUGUAGGAUUACUUACUUAUAUAGUAUAUAUAUAGAAUGAGUAGUAUGGUAUAGAUACACGUUUAACUAUGUUUACGAUUAUUAUGGAUAUAUAUAUAUAUAUACAAAUAUAUACAGAUAUGAUACCCAUCUUAUACUUAUAGAGAUAUAGAUCGUACAUUUUGUACUCACAUAUUUAUUGGAAAUUUUUGUUUAUGUUUUCAAUCUCGAAAAAACUCUUCCAAUGUUUUUGUUUACGAUAUAUUGUGUUGUAUGUUUUGCUGUCAUUUGUUGUAUGCCAAUGCUUUUGAAAUUUUUGCUUAGACGAAUUAUAAAUUACAAUAGUUCCGUCAAUGCCAUAUUAAUAUUAACUUUAAUACCAAUUAAAUGUAAAUGCAAAAAAAAAA